CGGCCGCCGCCCCAACUGGCCGCCAGGGGCGCUGUUCCGGGCGAGGCCAAGCGCGCGCGGGAGCACAAAAAAGCGCCGCCAGGCCGCGGGGCCCGAAGCGCAGGCGCAGGAACAGCCGGCGCGGGCUGCCGGGCGUUCGGCGUUCCGCGGCCAUCUAUGCCUCGGGGCUCGUGUCGUCGGCCUGGCGGGUCCAUCAUAGAGACGCGGCGGCCGGAGCGGCGGGGGCGGAGGGGGGUCCGCGAGCCGAGGCCGGGCCGGGGCCGCGCAGCCGGGCAGAGACGGCCGCGGGCCGCCUGGGCAGAAUGUCACGAUGGAGGAGGGGGGCACGCCCCUGCUCCCUGAUAGCCUCGUCUACCAGAUCUUCCUGAGCUUGGACCCUGCUGACGUGCUGGCCGCUGGGCUGGUGUGCCGCCAGUGGCAGGCCGUGUCCCGGGACGAGUUCCUGUGGCGGGAGCAAUUCUACCGCUACUAUCAGGUGGCCCGCGAUGUGCCCCGACACCCAGCGGCCACGUCCUGGUAUGAGGAGUUCCGGCGGCUCUAUGACACGGUGCCCUGCGUGGAGGUGCAGACACUCAGGGAACACACUGACCAGGUCCUGCACCUCAGCUUCUCCCACUCGGGUUACCAGUUUGCUUCCUGCUCCAAGGACUGCACCGUGAAGAUCUGGAACAACGACCUGACCAUCUCGCUGGUGCACAGCGCGGACAUGCGGCCCUACAAUUGGAGCUACACCCAAUUCUCCCAGUUCAACCAGGAUGACUCGCUGCUGCUGGCCUCGGGGGUGUUCCUGGGGCCCCACAACUCCUCGUCAGGAGAGAUCGCCGUCAUUAGCCUAGACACCUUCGCCCUGCUGUCCCGCGUGCGCAACAAGCCCUACGACGUGUUUGGCUGCUGGCUCACAGAGACCAGUCUGAUCUCGGGGAACCUGCACCGCAUCGGAGACAUCACCUCCUGCUCGGUGCUCUGGCUCAACAACGCCUUCCAGGAUGUGGAGUCAGAGAAUGUCAACGUGGUGAAGCGGCUUUUCAAGAUCCAGAACCUCAACGCCAGCACCAUCCGCACCGUGAUGGUGGCCGACUGCAGCCGCUUCGACAGCCCUGACCUCCUGCUGGACGCCGGCGCCCCUGGCGCACCCCCCCGCCGCGUCUUUGACCUGGGCAAUGGUGGCGAGGAUGAGGUGGCCAGCGCGGCCCCAGCCCCGGCCCGCGGCAAGGAGGGCUUGCGGCACUUGCUGGACGGCCUCCUGGAUGGGCGGGCGCAGCCCCAGCUGUCAGAGCGCAUGCUGGAGACCAAGGUGGCUGAGCUGCUGGCCCAGGGCCGCACCAAGCCCCCCGAGCGCAGCACAGCUGACGCCCGGAGCAAGCUCCUCAUCUUCACCACGGGUUGCCUCACUUACUCACCACACCAGAUCGGCAUCAAGCAGAUCCUGCCACACCAGAUGACCACGGCUGGGCCUGUGCUGGGCGAGGGCCGGGGUUCGGAUGCCUUCUUCGAUGCUCUGGACCACGUCAUCGACGUGCACGGACACAUCAUCGGCAUGGGCCUAUCCCCUGACAACAGGUACCUGUAUGUCAACAGCCGCGCCUGGCCCAGCGGCUCGGUGGUGGCUGACCCCAUGCAGCCACCGCCCAUUGCAGAGGAGAUCGACCUGCUGGUGUUCGAUCUCAAGACCAUGCAGGAGGUGAAGCGGGCCCUGCGCGCCCACCGUGCUUACACACCCAACGAUGAGUGCUUCUUCAUCUUCCUGGACGUCAGCAGGGACUUCGUGGCCAGUGGGGCCGAGGACCGGCAUGGCUACAUCUGGGACCGCCACUACAACAUCUGCCUGGCCAAGCUGCGGCAUCAAGAUGUGGUCAACUCAGUGGUCUUCAGCCCCCAGGAGCAAGAGCUACUGCUGACAGCCAGCGAUGACGCCACCAUCAAAGCCUGGCGCUCACCACGCACCGUGCGUGUCCACCAGGCCCCACGCCCACGCCCGCGCCCUAUCUUCUCUUGGUUUGCCAGCCAGAGGCGCUGAGGGGCAACAGAGUGUCCUGGGUGUCCUCAAACUGCUGGAACCCACAGAGGAUGCCACAGAGGCCUGUUCGUGGCUCUUUCCCGCGGGCCAAGCUGCUGCCCAGACCAUGUGGGGGCAGAGAAGCUCACAGUAGUCAUGCCUUAGGUGGGAGGUCCAGGAGGGCUGCAGGGAGGGGAUGGCCUGACCCCCACCACGCUUGCACACACACCUCCUCCCACAGCCAUGAUGCUCAGCACUGGGGCAGCCUCCUGGCUGGCUUGGGGUGCACAGGACACUGGUGGCCCUGCUCUUCACCCACCCUCUUCCCACGGACACGGGUCCUGCGACAGUCAGCAUGACACAUACCCCUCAGCUGGCCCUGUGGGGCCCUGGGCGGUGUUUCCCGGGUCUGACCUCGCUCUGGGAGCCCCAGGCUUCCUUCUCUGGGAACUUGUUUGUGCAUCAGCAGGGUCAGUGGUACAGGUCAGUCGGCUGUGGGCCCGGGCGAACUGCAUGUCACUGGUCACCCAUUCAGGGCCUGAAUAAACUUUAGUUGGCAAGAGCA
Messenger RNA from Ceratotherium simum simum (southern white rhinoceros), 2561 nucleotides. NCBI's taxonomy places the organism in Eukaryota, Metazoa, Chordata, Mammalia, Perissodactyla, Rhinocerotidae. The record is from RefSeq and is a predicted model, not a curated record.